AAGUUAACCGUGAACAAUAGACAAGUUGCAAAACAAACCAAGCAGGACCUCGUGUUAGCGCCAGGUGAUUUUUGGAAUAAGACUCUUAUAUCAAGGCUGGAUAAGCUAGUUCAGAAAACCCAAGUAAACAAGCAAUACGCAGCUGAUGCAACUACGAUAGUUAUAUCCGUUACCGAGCGCUCCGAGCGGAAUAUAACGAAGCAAUUCGAUAAGAUAAAAGUCGACUGGCUAGUUGUGGAGAGGCAGUUGCAAACAUAG
Trichoderma virens Gv29-8 is the source of this 258-nucleotide messenger RNA. RefSeq lists its product as uncharacterized. The record is from RefSeq and is a predicted model, not a curated record. The transcript has a single exon. Lineage: Eukaryota; Fungi; Ascomycota; Sordariomycetes; Hypocreales; Hypocreaceae. The annotation marks the transcript as partial.